AUGUUGAAGGGCGCGGAGGACGUCACCGCUGAAGUGUGGCCAGAGUCUGGCUCCCAAGUACUAACAGCCAGACUCUGGCCACCUUCAGCGGUGACGUCUCCGCGCCCUUCAACAUCACUACGACCGGCCACGCAGCUCACACUGCGAUGGUCUUCUGACCACGGAACUAACAAGAAGGGCUUCCGUAUCCGCUAUGUUGGGGACAUCAUCUGGUACCGCUGUCAUCCUGGCUUCACCCUGGUGGGGAGUGAGAUCCUGACAUGCAGACUGGGGGAGAGACUUCAGAUGGAUGGUCCUCCUCCCACAUGUCAAGUGCAAUGCCCGGCCCAUGAUGUGAGGUUUGACUCCACUGGAGUAAUCCUGAGUCCAGGCUACCCUGACAGCUACCCCAACCUGCAGAUGUGUAUCUGGACCAUCAAUGUAGAGAAGGGCUACAACAUCACCCUGUACUUCGAGACCUUCCAGACCGAGAGGGAGUUCGACAUCCUAGAAGUCUUUGAUGGCCCAAGUACUAACAGCCAGACUCUGGCCACCUUCAGCGGUGACGUCUCCGCGCCCUUCAACAUCACUACGACCGGCCACCAAGCUCACACUGCGAUGGUCUUCUGACCACGGAACUAACAAAGAAGGGCUUCCGUAUCCGCUAUGUUGCCCUGUACUGCAGCACCCCAGACUCGCCCCUACAGGGGUCCAUCAGUAGCCAGACGGGUGGUCACCUCAACAGCCUGGUCCGCUGGGCCUGUGACCGGGGAUACCGCCUCAUAGGGAACAGUACGGCCAUGUGCAGGAGGAACCCCUACGGAUACUUCGCCUGGGACUCCCCCGUUCCGGCUU
Salvelinus sp. IW2-2015 is the source of this 834-nucleotide messenger RNA. Lineage: Eukaryota; Metazoa; Chordata; Actinopteri; Salmoniformes; Salmonidae. The record is from RefSeq and is a predicted model, not a curated record.